Messenger RNA from Pseudoliparis swirei, 1026 nucleotides. Its product is annotated as G-protein coupled receptor 26-like. The record is from RefSeq and is a predicted model, not a curated record. The transcript is spliced from 3 exons. Gene Ontology annotation, biological process: adenylate cyclase-activating G protein-coupled receptor signaling pathway. The coding region runs from base 1 to 1026 and encodes 341 amino acids. Gene Ontology annotation, cellular component: membrane. NCBI's taxonomy places the organism in Eukaryota, Metazoa, Chordata, Actinopteri, Perciformes, Liparidae. Gene Ontology annotation, molecular function: G protein-coupled receptor activity.
AUGGACUUUGCUGAAACCCUUUUGGCUUUGUUCAUCAUCGCGGUCGCGGUCGUCUCGCUGUUGUCCAACUUGUUGGUGCUGCUAUGUUUCAUCCACAGCACCGAGAUACGCCGACAGGUGCCCGGCGUGUUCACCAUGAACUUGUCCUUCUGCAACAUCCUCAUCACUGUUCUCAACAUGCCGGCCACGCUGGUGGGGAUUAUCAGGGACCAGCAGCCGUUCGGGGACUGCGUGUGCCACACGGUGAGCUUUCUGGAGACUUUCCUGACCGCCAACACCAUGCUGAGCAUGGCGGCUCUCAGCAUCGACCGGUGGAUAGCGGUGGUGUUCCCGCUCAGUUACUCCACCAAGAUGCGCUACAAGGACGCGCUGAUCAUGGUGUGCUACUCGUGGCUGCACUCGUUCACCUUCUCCCUGACCGCGCUGCUCUUCUCCUGGGUCAACUACAACCACGCGUACGCGUCCUGCACCUUGCAGCCGCGCGCGCAAGAAGGCGGCGACCGGAUCAAGUUCGCGGUGUUCACGGUGGUGUUCCACGCCACCAGUUUCAUCCUGUCGCUGCUCAUCUUGUGCUUCACCUACUUGAAGGUGUUGAAAGUCGCUCGGUUUCACUGCAAGAGGAUUGACGUUAUCACCAUACAGACUCUUUUCCUGCUGGUCGACAUUCACCCGAGCGUCAAACAAAGAUGUUUGGCGGAGCAAAAGAGGAGAAAGCAGAGAGCCAUAAAGAAGAUCAGCAUCUUCAUCGGUUCCUUCAUCAUCUGCUUUGCUCCUUAUGUAAUUACAAGGUUGGCCGAGCUCAUUCCCUUCGUGGACAUCAACCGCCACUGGGGAAUCAUCAGUAAGUGUCUGACGUACAGCAAGGCUGCCUCCGACCCCUUUGCCUACUCCCUCCUACGUCAGCAGUACAAGAAAGUCCUGGUCACCGCCGUCAACAGGCUGCUGCGCCGCGACCUGUACCCCUCGUCCGGCCACAACAGCUCUUUGGACACGGAGAACGACUACUGUCUCCAGAGGAUCAGCUAA